Messenger RNA from Cucurbita moschata (crookneck pumpkin), 1014 nucleotides. RefSeq names its product probable carboxylesterase 8. Gene Ontology annotation, molecular function: hydrolase activity. NCBI's taxonomy places the organism in Eukaryota, Viridiplantae, Streptophyta, Magnoliopsida, Cucurbitales, Cucurbitaceae. The transcript has a single exon. The coding region runs from base 1 to 1014 and encodes 337 amino acids. The record is from RefSeq and is a predicted model, not a curated record.
AUGGCGGAAUCCCUCUCUGCAACUGCGACAGCCUCCAUUAUUGACCCCUUCGAGCAUCUCAACAUCAAGCUCAACCCAGACGGCUCAAUAACCAGACACAACCAAUUACCCACAGUACCCCCAACAGAAACCCCCACUCCCAACACCAAUAAUCUUUCUACAUGUUGUUCUAAAGACAUUCCCCUAAACCCUUCCAACAACACCUUCAUCCGCCUCUUCAAGCCCCACAACAUCCCCCAAAAUCCCACCAAUAAACUUCCCAUUUUGAUCGACGCCCAUGGCGGCGGAUUCAUUUUAUUCAGCGCAGCUACACAGCUAUUUCACGAAACGUGUUGUCGCCUUUCUGCUCAUCUUCCAGCCCUCAUCGUAUCCUUUGAGUACCGCCUCGCCCCCGAACACCGUCUCCCGGCGGCCUACGAUGACGCCCUCGAAGCCCUCCGUUGGCUUUGCCGCCAGGCCAAUCAAAUCCACGGUGGCGAUUGCGACCCGUGGUUAAAAGAUUGUGCCGACUUUUCGCGGUGUUUUUUGCUCGGCACUAGCGCCGGCGGGAACAUCACGUUCUAUGCAGCUUUGCGAGCACUGGAUUCCGAUCUCUCGCCGGUUAAAAUCGUGGGGCAUAUUUAUAAUCAGCCGUUUUUCGGUGGGAUUAAACGGACAGAAUCAGAGCUCCGGUGCGUGAACGAUCGGAUCUUGCCGCUGUCGGUGAAUGAUUUAAUGUGGAGUUUGGCGCUACCGGAGGGUUGUGAUCGGGAUCACUGGUUUUGCGAUCCAACGGUGGAGGGUCCGCAUCAAGAGAAGAUCAGACGGCUGCAGAGGUGCUUGGUGAGAGGGCAUGUUGGGGAUCCGUUGAUUGAUAGGCAGAAGGAGUUCGUGAAGCUGCUUGAGGCACGUGGGGUGAAGGUGGAUGCCAGAUUUCGCGAGGGAGGGUAUCAUGGCGUUGACCUAUUUGAUCCUUCCAAACUCCAAAUUCUUGAGGAUGAUGUGAAGGAUUUCAUCGAUGCUUCUUUGGAGUGA